Salvia miltiorrhiza (redroot sage) is the source of this 2283-nucleotide messenger RNA. Its product is annotated as glutamyl-tRNA(Gln) amidotransferase subunit B, chloroplastic/mitochondrial. NCBI's taxonomy places the organism in Eukaryota, Viridiplantae, Streptophyta, Magnoliopsida, Lamiales, Lamiaceae. The coding region runs from base 268 to 1896 and encodes 542 amino acids. The transcript has 9 exons. The record is from RefSeq and is a predicted model, not a curated record. Gene Ontology annotation, biological process: glutaminyl-tRNAGln biosynthesis via transamidation; mitochondrial translation. Gene Ontology annotation, molecular function: glutaminyl-tRNA synthase (glutamine-hydrolyzing) activity.
GUUAUUUUGCGCUUCUUUAUCUUCAAUUUUAGUGGCAGUGAGAGUGUGCAGACAUGCAGUGAGCUAGUCGCCAAUCCGUUGUUGAGGUUUGCCUAAAUAUUUGUUGCACUCAUUCCAUCUUGCUUCAUCUCUCUCUCCUCGAGUUGAAUUCUUGACGGCCCUGAUUGAUUGGAGACUAUUUUAGCCACAGAACAAUCCUUCUGAGUAUAACAGUCCCAGUGCAUUCUUCAUUUGUGAUCCGAGGUAGAAGUUUUUGGAGUAUAUGAAAUGGCAUUGACAUUAUUCAGGGGCUUACAAUCAAAUUGCUGUCGGUUGUACCCUUCAGUUUUUGAUGCUAGAAAGCAUGUGAGAUAUUUCCGCGUGCGAAGCUCACAAGGACAAACUGCAACGCAAGAAAAGCAACAGACUCAAUUGAAAGCUUCACCAAAAUACGAAGAAGCUUUGAAAAACUACGAGGCGGUCAUUGGAAUCGAAACACAUGUGCAGCUUUCCACCCUCACGAAAGCCUUCUGCAGCUGCCCUUAUAACUAUGGGGAUCAACCAAACACUAGUGUGUGUCCUGUUUGCAUGGGAUUGCCUGGGGCCUUGCCGGUUCUCAACUCAAAGGUUAUAGAGUCUGCAGUAAAAGUUGGUCUUGCACUCAACUGCAAACUCUCUCUUAGCUCAAAGUUCGAUAGGAAGCAGUACUUUUAUCCGGACCUUCCGAAAGGCUAUCAGAUAUCGCAGUUUGACAUCCCAAUCGCGGCCGGUGGUUAUCUUGAUGUUGACCUCCCGGUUGAGUUCGGUGGCGGGCAUAGAAAGUUUGGCGUAACUAGAGUUCAUAUGGAAGAAGAUGCUGGGAAGCUGCUUCACACUGGAAAUGGAAGCUUUUCUCAGGUUGACUUGAAUAGAGCAGGCGUCCCGUUGCUUGAGAUUGUCUCUGAACCAGAUAUGAGAACGGGUACUGAAGCAGCAGAGUAUGCUGCAGAGCUACAGAGAUUAGUUAGAUAUCUUGGAGUGAGUAAUGGGAAUAUGCAGGAAGGAUCUCUUCGUUGUGAUGUCAAUAUCUCAGUUCGUCCACACGGGCAGCUGGAGUUAGGCACAAAGGUUGAGAUAAAGAAUUUGAACUCAUUCUCAUCAGUGAGUAGGGCCAUCGAUUAUGAGAUAUUGAGGCAGGCGCAGCUUCACAGUCAAGGUCAGGCUGAUGAGAUCGUGCAGGAAACUCGUCUCUGGGAGGAAGGAGCUCAGAAAACAGUUACAAUGAGAAAGAAGGAAGGUCUUGCAGAUUAUCGGUAUUUCCCGGAGCCAGACCUUCCAGGAGUUAAUCUCAGUGAGGAGUACAUAAGUGCUAUUCGUGAUUCCCUACCCGAACUACCUGAAACUAAGCGUCGGAGAUAUGAGAACAUGGGACUGACCAUGCAGGAUGUUCUUUUCCUCACGAAUGAUAUAAACGUGGCAGCCUUUUUUGAUGCCACAAUUGCAACAGGUGCUGAUAUUAAGCUAGCUGCAAAUUGGAUAAUGGGUGAUAUUGCUGCGUAUAUGAAAAAUGAGAAGUUGUCUAUCAAUGACAUUAAGCUUACCCCUCGAGAAUUGGGGGAACUCAUAGCCUCGAUUAAAGGUGGCACCAUUAGCGGAAAGAUAGGCAAAGAGAUUUUGUUCGAGCUAGUAGCCAAGGGUGGAACCGUUAAAGGACUUAUUCAAGAAAAGGAUUUGGUUCAGAUUGCUGACCCCUCUGAGAUUGAGAAAAUAGUGGACAAAGUCCUUGAAAACAACCCGAAACAGUUGGAGCAAUACCGAGGGGGUAAAACUAAGCUACAAGGCUUUUUUGCUGGCCAGAUAAUGAAAGAAACAAAGGGCAAGGCGAAUCCUGCGCUUUUGAACAAGAUUCUUCUUGAAAAGCUGAACUCAAAGCCUUGAUGCUUCCACUAGGUAUUUUCUUGAAUCAAAUUUGUAAGUUUCGCUACCAUAUGCUCGAACAAUGUAAUGUGGCUCGAUUCUGCUACUCAGCUAUUUGGCCCCCUCUACUCGUUAUUUUUUGCAGUGUAGAUUAAGAACAGAUUGCUAAGAAAAUUGUCUAGGUCACUUGUUUCUAGGAUGUCAUUUGUGGCAGGGAAUGUUUUAUGGUUGAUAUUCCACCACUUAUUUUAGCUAUUAGUUGUGAAGAUUACUGAAGUUGGAGAAUCUGAUGUUUUCUAGCAAGGCACUUUCUCCAUUUAUGUUCUUAUCAUAUUUGUGAUGAACUUUGUAAUUAGAAAUAGCCUUAUUUGGGAAUUGUUUCAUUUCAGUUCCAUCAGUUUUAUUAUU